AUGGGUCAAGGUCCUUCAGGUUUAGGUGGCAAUUUUGAUGACAAAAAGAAAGACAAAAAAGAUAAGCCAAAGUAUGAACCUCCGGUGCAACAUCAGAAAUUUGGAAGAAAGAAGAGAAAGGGUCCAGAGACAUCGUCGAAACUUCCAACUGUUUAUCCAACUACCAGAUGUAAGUUGAAGUUAUUGAAAAUGGAAAGAAUCAAGGAUCAUUUAUUGAUAGAGCAAGAAUUCGUGACAAAUCAAGAAAAUUUCACUCCAACUGAACAGAGACAAGCUGAAGAACGAGAAAAAAUCGAAGAUUUGCGCGGAUCUCCUCUAAGCAUUGGUUCAUUAGAAGAAAUCAUUGAUGACGAUCAUGCUAUUGUCAGUUUAAGUACUGGUCCAGAAUACUAUGUUUCCAUCUUGUCCUUUGUCGACAAAGGUUUGUUGGAGCCUGGUUGCUCGGUGCUUUUACACCAUAAGUCUGUCUCAAUCGUUGGGGUAUUACAAGAUGAUGCCGAUCCAUCAGUCAGUGUCAUGAAGUUAGACAAAUCUCCUACAGAAUCAUAUAGUGACAUUGGUGGUCUUGAGUCACAAAUUCAAGAAAUCAAGGAAGCGGUAGAAUUACCGUUGACCCAUCCUGAAUUAUACGAAGAAAUGGGUAUCAAGCCUCCAAAGGGAGUUAUAUUAUAUGGGGCUCCAGGUACAGGGAAGACCUUAUUAGCAAAAGCAGUGGCAAACCAAACGUCCGCUACCUUCCUCAGAAUCGUUGGUUCAGAGUUGAUCCAGAAAUAUUUGGGUGAUGGUCCAAGAUUGUGUAGACAAAUAUUCAAGACUGCUGCUGAACAUGCGCCAUCUAUUGUAUUCAUUGAUGAAAUUGAUGCUAUUGGUACUAAGCGUUACGAAUCCACUUCUGGUGGUGAAAGAGAAGUUCAAAGAACCAUGUUGGAAUUGUUGAACCAAUUGGAUGGUUUUGAUGAUAGAGGGGAUGUCAAAGUUAUCAUGGCAACUAAUAAGAUUGAGAGCUUGGAUCCAGCCUUGAUUAGACCGGGUAGAAUUGAUAGAAAAAUUUUAUUUGAGAAUCCAGAUCCACAAACCAAACAAAAGAUUUUGAAUAUUCACACCAGUAAAAUGUCAUUGGCGGAAGAUGUCAAUUUAGACGUCUUGGUUGGUUCUAAAGAUGACUUGAGUGGUGCUGAUAUUAAGGCUAUGUGUACUGAGGCGGGUUUGUUGGCUCUUAGAGAAAGAAGAAUGCAUGUCAUUCAAGACGAUUUUGUCAAGGCUAAGGAAAGAGUCUUGAAGAACAAGGUGGAAGAAAACUUGGAAGGCCUCUAUUUAUAG
Molecule: messenger RNA, 1320 nt
Organism: Saccharomycopsis crataegensis
Lineage: Eukaryota; Fungi; Ascomycota; Saccharomycetes; Ascoideales; Saccharomycopsidaceae
Gene: RPT2
Product: proteasome regulatory particle base subunit RPT2
Exons: 3
Coding region: 1-1320 (439 amino acids)
Biological process (GO): proteasome-mediated ubiquitin-dependent protein catabolic process
Cellular component (GO): proteasome regulatory particle, base subcomplex
Molecular function (GO): ATP binding; ATP hydrolysis activity; proteasome-activating activity
Source: RefSeq, a predicted model, not a curated record